AUGAAUGAAAAUAUCUUCCAAUUUCGGGUACAAGGACAGAAAAGGCCGAAUAUUAUCGAGAUUGAAUUGGUGUUGAUAACUAAAUCAAAAUACUCGGAAUGUUCCAGUAUGCUUUUAUUGAUCAGGUGGGAGUCUGCUUACGAUUGUCGAUCGGAGAAUUGUCUAGACUACGACAAUAAGGAAUAUAUACCACUACUUGAUAGAUUCCUACUGAGUGGUGUAACAGUUAACGAUACUGUUUACCUUAGACGGGAUGACUGUUGUAAAGAAGAUGAGAAUCAGGGGACGAUUUCAUACUCACUACCAACAGCUGAUGUGCACACUGCCAGUGGCCCAGUGAUUAUCCAUGGCCCAGAUUUGAUAAAUGGUUACCAAGAUGAUGAUUUCUUUCUGGGUGUCAUUACUAAUGUGCACAAUAAGCAGGGAACGAUGUAUACAUGGUUCCAUAACGGGAGUCCCAUUCACUUCGGAGAGUUCUUGUCAAUGAUGAACCAGGAAUAUAUUAUUGUAAACUCAGUUACAAUGGAAUUGAACUUGUAUCUUCUUCUGUGAAUAUUGUGACCAAUACACCAAACCAAAAUAAAGAAACGUCCCAUAAUCAUGCUAAAGAGUUCAGCAAUUCCAUAGCAACGGGAGAGUCCAGCACAAAACUUGAAAGUCAUAAAAAAUAUCCUGCCUCCGUUUCUAUUACCUUCUCUAGUGAAAUGUGGCAAACUGGCUAUACCUCAUAA
Molecule: messenger RNA, 731 nt
Organism: Paramuricea clavata
Lineage: Eukaryota; Metazoa; Cnidaria; Anthozoa; Malacalcyonacea; Plexauridae
Source: the annotation of a GenBank genome assembly